Brassicogethes aeneus is the source of this 1887-nucleotide messenger RNA. The record is from the annotation of a GenBank genome assembly. Lineage: Eukaryota; Metazoa; Arthropoda; Insecta; Coleoptera; Nitidulidae.
AUGGUGUUUAUAAAUGCUAUGAGCAGCAUUACAGCCCCCCUUUUUGGCUUGGGGGCGGCAGCAGUGACCUCGAACCUAGGGGUAUUUAUACCAGCUCUGUUGGCAGCAAUAGCUUACUUUCAAUACGACCUUAUGGAUCCAGAGAGCAGACCCAUUGACGUGGAAGACGAGCAAAUGUUGGAUAGAUACGAUUUUGUAGUGGUAGGGGCUGGUUCGGCAGGUGCUGUAGUGGCGAAUAGACUUAGUGAAAUAGAAAAUUGGAACGUUCUUCUACUAGAGGCAGGAGGAGAUGAGACUGAACUUUCCGAUGUACCUUUGAUGGCCGGAUAUUUACAACUAUCGCAGCUAGAUUGGAAAUACAAAAGUGAACCUCAAGGAUCUGCUUGCUUAGCUAUGGCCAAUGGUAGAUGCAAUUGGCCCAGGGGUAAGGUCAUUGGCGGUUCUUCGGUACUGAAUUACAUGUUGUAUCUUCGAGGCAAUAAAAAGGAUUACGAUAUAUGGGAGGCCUUGGGAAAUCCCGGAUGGGGCAGCAAGGAUGCUUUAUAUUACUUUAAGAAAUCCGAGGAUAACCAAAAUCCAUAUUUGACUGAAACGCCCUAUCAUUCAAAAGGAGGCUACCUCACAGUAUCAGAAGCCCCGUACCACACCCCGUUGGUGGCAGCUUUCGUGGCUGGCGGGCAACAGAUGGGCUACGCCAACCGCGACAUAAACGGCGAGCACCAGACGGGUUUCAUGAUGGCGCAGGGGACUGUGCGAAGAGGCUCGCGAUGCUCGACCGGUAAAGCCUUUUUACGGCCGGUAAGGCUCAGGAAGAAUCUACACGUGGCUAUGCGAUCUCAUGUUACUAGGGUGUUGGUGGAUCCCAGCACAAAGAUCGCGUUUGGGGUUGAGUUUAUACGGGAUGGCAAGUUGCACAGGGUGAGGGCGAAUAAGGAGGUCAUACUGUCUGCUGGUGCAGUGAAUUCCCCGCAAAUACUGAUGCUUUCCGGGAUUGGCCCUAAAGCGGACUUGGAGAAACAUAAAAUCCCCCUCAUACAAGACUUAAAAGUCGGUCAUAAUCUCCAGGAUCACAUUGGGUUGGGGGGGUUGACUUUCCUAAUCGACAAAGAGGAAUCCAUCACUCUCGAUAGAGUGUACUCUGUGGGGCCUUUAAUGCAGUACGCGAUAUUUGGCGGCGGGCCUUUGACCAUCAUGGGAGGCGUGGAAGGGUUAGCGUUCGUCAACACAAAAUACGCCAACGCCAGCGAUGAUUUUCCCGAUAUAGAGUUCCAUUUCGUUUCUGGGUCGACGCAUUCGGACAAAGGCGCGCAGCUGCGUAAAGCGCACGGUCUUACGGAAGCUUUCUACAAACGCACCUUCCAAAACAUAGAGGGCGUGGAUGCUUGGAGCGUCAUCCCCAUGCUACUGCGACCGAAAAGCCGAGGCUUCAUCAAGCUACGCAGCCGUAAAUACUUCGACCCCCCACUGAUAUACCCCAACUACUUCAUGGAUAACUUCGACAUGAAGACCUUAAUCGAAGGUGCCAAGAUAGGUUACCAACUAUCACUAACCCCGGCAUUUCAAUCGUACAAGAGCACCCUACACGAGUUUCCAGACUGCAAGAAGUACCCCAAACUAUCGGAUCAAUUUUGGGAGUGCAUGAUACGCCUGUACUCGGUAACCAUCUACCAUCCCGUUGGGACGGCGAAAAUGGGACCGUACUGGGACCAAGACGCAGUCGUAGACCCGCAAUUACGCGUAUACGGGAUCAAAGGGUUAAGAGUGAUAGACGCCUCCAUAAUGCCCAAUCUAGUGAGCGGGAACACCAACGCCCCCUGUAUAAUGAUUGGAGAAAAGGGUGCGGACUUAAUCAAGGAGUUUUGGUUGAAAACUGCGAGGUAUGGGUGA